CGCCACGGCCCCAAAAAUCAUUAUCACGUGAUCCAUGUUUAUAAAGCUACUCACACACAGCACAGGAAGAAACUCAUUGCAAUCAUGAAGAAAUUUGUUGUAUUAGGUGCAACGGGAGGCACGGGGUUGUCCCUGAUAAGGCAAGCAUUAGAUGGGGGACAUGAAGUAACAGCUAUUGUCAGAAAUACAGCGAAACUCGAAGAUAUUCAGCACGAGAACUUCAAGGCUGUUAAAGGGGAUGUCUUCUCUGCAGAGAGUCUCCAACCCAACUUUGAGGGAUGCGAUGCGGUGUUCUCCUGCUUAGGAUCACCCUCUCUCAUCUACAGUACCACCGUCUAUUCUGCUCCUAUGAGGGCCAUCGUCACGGCAAUGAGAGGCGCGCAGGUCAAACGACUCCUUUUGAUGUCAUCUUGGUAUGUCAAAAUUGAUCCUAAUGAUGACCCAGGUUUUGUAGCUCGAUGGGUCAUCCGACCAGUUCUGAGUAAACCGCUAGCUGAUGUAGUUAUCAUGGAAAAGUUUCUGGACGACGAGUGUCAGGACAUCAACUACACAAUAGUCAGACCACCACAACUCAUCGAUGGGCCUUGUUCGGGGAAGGGGAUUAAAGUUGAUAUUGGUCGCCAGUUCUGUGAUGCUCCGGCGAAGAUGCCCAGAUCAGAUGUAGCAAAGUUCAUGCUAGAGAACGUAAAUACCGAAGAUCACUUCAAGAAAGGUGUCGCCAUCGGACUCCAGAGUUAACUUUUUCAUUGUGAAAUACAGUAGCCGUAUUCUUAACUGGGGUUUAGAUUAAACCCUGGUUUAAAGUUGUGGUUUAACUAUGGAGAGCUAAUUGGGGCACAAAUCCCUAACAGCACACAUCCAAUUUAUCAACUCAUGUGACACCCAAAUUGUCUUUCUGGGAAUGAUAACUGGACUAUUUUGAAUAAUUUUUCUUCAUUAUGAAAGCAAAAGGAAACAAAAUAGUAAACACAAGAAAUACUGGUUUACAAUAUUAACAGGAUUUUUAAAUUUUGGGCUCCCAAAAUAUAUGCAGAGUUAAACCUGACUUCAGAAUGCGGGCUAGUAUAUUAAAUGCCGAUUUUUUUUUAAGUACAGCUAAACGGGGCUUUAUCACUAUGGUCUUACUACUACUACUUGAAGUAGGUUCAUGGUAUCACAAAGCUCUUCAUAUGUUACGCACAACUUUAUCCACUGUUGUGACCCUUCUUGUGCUAAAGGGUAUAUCCCUACAUUUAAGUAGCUGAUUUAAUAGAACAUGAGAACAUGUUCCAGUUGUGCAUGUAUAGUCAUGCAUAACUUUACAAGCUGGUUGGUGAAGCAUCACUCUGGUUGUUGGGUGUUCUUUGAAGUGGUGACGGGCCCAUUUCAUGAAAUUUGUUAUUAUAAUGAAUUUGCAAUAACACCUGAAAUCCUUCAAUCUAAUUGGCUGAUAGUACAUUUGUAAUAGUAAGUGCACAUUUGUCAGUUUAAAAGUCUUUGUGAAACGAGACCUAGGGCCCUGUUGCAUAAAACUAUUGGCCUGGUUCCUAACUUUUAGAAUCCUGCCAAUAAUACAUUGACUUCAAUGGGCUAAUUAUGUAUUCAUGAGGUCAUAUCUCUGGCCCCCAUGGACCAAUUC
Messenger RNA from Lytechinus variegatus (green sea urchin), 1618 nucleotides. RefSeq lists its product as uncharacterized. The transcript has 4 exons. Lineage: Eukaryota; Metazoa; Echinodermata; Echinoidea; Temnopleuroida; Toxopneustidae. Bases 85 to 738 code for a protein of 217 amino acids. The record is from RefSeq and is a predicted model, not a curated record.